AGACAAGUCAAGUUUUGAAGGGGUCAAGACCGACCGACCGACCAGCCGGCCAUCUAUCUAUGUCGGUCGAAAGGCUCAAUCAAUCAGUGAGCGCAUUGACUGAUUGCUAUACAGUCCAAGCAUGUCGGUCACGUCACGCACACAGACGGACAGACGCAGCGUUGCUGCUCACAGCCAACACCAUCCCAGUACCACUAGCUUGUUAGUACAAAUCAGAUCACCCACCCAAGCCAUCCCUCGAUCCCUCAUUGUGACGGUUCGAAGGACUUCAUGCUCUCGACGUUGAAAAUGUAGUCGCUGUAGUGCGUCUUGGCGAACCAUGCCAUGUCCCGCUCCUGAAUGAUGUUCAUGAUGCGCUUCUUGUCCUUCUCGCGCUUCUUCUCCUGGUUGGGGAUCCGCUCAGCCUUGCGCUUCAACUCGUCCAUCACGCCGCACUCACGCAGCUCGUACAUGUACAGCUGCGUCCACCGGUCCACACUAUAGCAAACAGCAAACAGACACACAGACACACAGAUGUGAGUCACUUCAUAUAUAUAUAUAUCUCUCUCUGCGUCCCUGUGUGUGCCGCGCCGCCCAGUGCUGUGCAGCUAUGUGUGUGUGGCUGUGCUUACUCGACUUGUCCACUUUGGAACUCUGCGUCGAGUUCGGCGAGCGCCUGGUCGAAGUCCCAGUCGUCGGCAUCCUCAUCGCAGUCCAAAAAACUGACCUCCACGAUGUUGAGCGGCGACGGUCCCCGUGCUGGCGCCCUUGACGCACCUGCAACCCCCCGCCCACACAUCCACCACACCCACAGGCAACACAGGCAUAAGUUGAUCUGGCCUGGUGCAAAUCUCUGCGUGUCGUCUGUGCGUACCUGGUGGGUAUUUCCUGAGUCUAGAGAGCAUGGUGGGUUGGGGGGCGACCAGCUGGAAGGCGCUGGAUGAGCACAGCAGGCCCAGCACAGAUGCGGCGCGGAGGGAGAGGGAGAUCAACAUGUUCGUCGGCUGGAUCUUCGACGCACUCCACUUCACAGACCACUGAGGGCUCUCUGUGCGUCCAAGGACGCUUCUUCGCGCGGCG
Molecule: messenger RNA, 1059 nt
Organism: Vitrella brassicaformis
Lineage: Eukaryota; Vitrellaceae
Source: the annotation of a GenBank genome assembly